CCAAUGAACAAGAAGAUAUAAAUCAGAACUGAGAGCCACUGCAGACCAAAGAGGAAGAGGAGCAGCUCUGCAGAAGUUAGGAAGGAGAGCAGCCUAAAAAACCUGUAUAAGUGAGGAGUGAAGAUGAUGAGGAGGCUCAGUCCUCACAGUUUCAAAGUCACAUUAAAGCAAAAAGCUCAGCUCAACAGAUGGAAACAGGAAGACAUGGGAAGAGCUGUGGAGUAUCAGAUCAAGAUAAGCAUUCCUCUGAUGAUGAGACUCUAGAGCCUGCAGAACAAGCUAAGCAGCCUAGCAGAGAGUCAGAGUCAGAUUCAUUAAAGGAGACAGGAAUCAAUGAUGACGGGACUUCAGACUGCUCUGAGCCUGAGAGUGAUCAAAAUUAUGUUGACUGGGAGGAGGCAAUGAAACCGCAGUCAAUGAUUAAAAAACAUAAAAACAAAGUCUUGGCUUCAGUGCAUAAAGAAUGCAACACUCAAAGGAAGUACGUCAGGUGUUCUGGGUGUGGUAACACAAUUAACCACAGACACACAAACAAUACUCCAGGAAAGAACCCAUUUCUUUGCUCAGUCUGUUUUCAGAGAUCCACUCAGAGUCCAACAAUAAUCACACAGAAGAGGAGUCAUUCAGAAAAAUAAUCCUUCCAAUGUUCGGUUUGCAAGAAACAGUUUAGAAAUGAAGGAGAUGCUGUGCAGCAUAUAAGAAUUCCCUCAGGGGAGAAACCCUUCAAAUGCUCUGUUUGUGGUCAGGGAUUUGCCCAGAGCAAAAAUGUAAUCCAACACAUGAGGAUCCACACAAAAGAGAAACCAUUCAGCUGCUCCAUCUCUUAAAGACGCUUCAUCAGUCGUGAUUGUCUGGCCUGACACUUUAGAAUUCACACAGGAGAGAAGCCGUACAGCUGCGCAGUUUGUAAUACAAGUUUCAGUCUGAGUCAGUCUUUGUUGAAACAUAUGAUGACCCACACAGGGGAGAAACCCUACAGCUGCUCAGUGUGUGAUAAACGAAUUACACAAAAACUACAGAGACAACAUAUGACACUCCACACAGGUGAAAAAUCUUUCAGCUGUCCUGUUUGUAAGAGGAAAUUCACCAGGAAUUCACGGCUGAAGAAACACAAGUGUAUCACGGAGAGCAGCUGAAACAUAAUUCAAAUCUCUCACUGUUCUUAAAAUAUAUUUUAAGAAACUUUAUGGAUGUAAAAAAAUAUAUGUAAAUAAGGACUGCCUCAAUGAAAUUAAAGC
This is a messenger RNA of Notolabrus celidotus (New Zealand spotty), 1238 nucleotides long. Its product is annotated as gastrula zinc finger protein XlCGF8.2DB-like. The record is from RefSeq and is a predicted model, not a curated record. NCBI's taxonomy places the organism in Eukaryota, Metazoa, Chordata, Actinopteri, Labriformes, Labridae.